UAAUAAUUGUGUGAGUGAAAAUUUUGAGGCGUGGAUGAACCAUUUUCCUCCUUAUCGCCUGGACCAACCAAAAUCUCUCUGCUUUUGUGUCGACGAAGGUAAAUUUGUCAUGGGAAACAAAUUUGUGGUGGGAAACAAAUUGGGGAAGCAAGAAAAGGAUGACAAAAUAUUACUCAAGAUUGUACCUCCAGUGGACCAGACAUACGCCAAAUGGCUUGCCAAAGACCUUGCAAGAAUUCACCACUUUACUCCAAAACGUACUCGUGCAGUGGAGCCGCCAGAGCAUUACGUAGAAUAUAUGAAGUUGAAUGGAUGGUUGGAUGUGGAUUUGGAUGAUCCUGAUCUUGCUCAUUUGUUCAAGUAGAUAAUUUCUAUGCGCCAUAUAGACUAUUAGUAUGACAUUGUAGCUGCAUUAUGAUUACAUUAAAUUGUUCAGAGAGUUCCCUAGUGUUGAUCACCAUUCACCAGUGGGUACAGAAACGUGCAUAUGUAAUGCAAUGUAUUUUUUUUGUUUAAUUA
Cajanus cajan (pigeon pea) is the source of this 519-nucleotide messenger RNA. RefSeq names its product aspartyl/glutamyl-tRNA (Asn/Gln) amidotransferase subunit B. The record is from RefSeq and is a predicted model, not a curated record. Lineage: Eukaryota; Viridiplantae; Streptophyta; Magnoliopsida; Fabales; Fabaceae.